This is a messenger RNA of Mycetomoellerius zeteki, 1593 nucleotides long. Its product is annotated as putative nuclease HARBI1. The transcript has 5 exons. The record is from RefSeq and is a predicted model, not a curated record. Lineage: Eukaryota; Metazoa; Arthropoda; Insecta; Hymenoptera; Formicidae. Bases 169 to 1593 code for a protein of 474 amino acids.
UGUUCUGGAAAGUUUCAUUUUCAUUGCAUUAAUAAGUUUAAAACUAAUGAUUUGUUUAAAGUUGGUAGACGCCUUGCACUCAGAGCCGCAGCGCACAAGACGCGCUGUCCGUUAUUCAAGGUCCUAAUAUAUAAACAGUCACAAUUGUGACUGUUUGCUGUCUUAACAAUGGCCCCGCGUAAGUGUUUAAAUGAUCCUAACAGUUUUUGUUAUAUUUGUGGUCGUUUCACGUUUGUUAAGAACAGGAUAAAGCUUGAAGAUAAUGUGAAAUCAUUUUACCGCAAUUACUUCAACAUUUCGAUAUCCAAUCAAGAUAAGUCUUGGGCUCCACACGUAGCUUGUAAAUCAUGUGUUGAGUCAUUAAGGCGUUGGAACAAUGCCAAAAGUAAAAUGCCCGUAACUUGGCGAAAAAAAAUCGUAGGUAGUCGAUCAAUAUCUCAUUUUGAAGGAUUCGGAUUCUACGCAGAAAAUUACUUCGGAAAUGACCCACAGCUUCCCGACAACAUCCAAGACCCCCUUUUUUGUAGACCUGUAUGCCUUCGUAUGAAUUCAGAUAUAUUUAAAGAUCUUGUGGAAAAAUUGAGUCCACUAAUUAAAAGACAGAAUACUCAUCUUCGGGACAGCAUUUCUUCUGCAGAAAGGCUUGCUGUGACAUUGCGCCAUUUGGUAACAGGUGAAACUCAAGAAUCAUUAUCUUAUAGUUUUCGUCUCGGACAAAGUACUAUAUCUGGGAUUAUAAAGGAUACUUGUCGUGCCCUCGUUUCUGUUUUGCAAGACGAAUAUCUUAAAUUUCCUGACAGUAAAUUGGCUUGGAAAGCAAUUGCCUAUGACUAUAUGGAGAGAUGGAAUUUUCCGAAUUGUUUGGGUGUUAUGGAUGGUAAACAUAUUCGGAUAGAUCCUCCAUUACGGUCUGGUUCUUCAUACUUUAAUUACAAGGAAACAUUCAGUAUUGUGCUUUUAGCACUUGUGGAUGCUCAACUUCGAUUUAUAUUUGUCGAUGUUGGUACAAAUGGGCGAGUUUCUGAUAGAGGAAUAUGGAACAAAUGUCCCUUAAAACAUUAUUUGGAGAUAAAUAAUGAUAUACCUCUACCAAGUUUCUUACCAGAUACUGAACAAGAUUUUCCAUAUGUAAUCAUAGCGAAUGAAGGUUUUACUCUCUCUACAAAUAUGAUAAUACCCUAUCCUAAGCAACAAUGUACAGGCAAAAAAGAAAGAAGAAUUUAUAAUUACACAUUAUCUAGAGGAAGACGGACUUCGGAAAAUGGAUUUGGAACCAUGGUCAGCAGAUUUAAUAUACUCAGGUCUCCUCUAAGAUAUGACCCAGAUGACGCUCGUUGGAUUGUACUGGCAAUUUGUUGUCUUCAUAAUAUGUUGAGGUCUCACAGUGUAGGCCGCAUAAUGUAUACCCCACCAGGAUAUAUUGAUAAGGAAGAUGAAAAGACAGGUCAACUUCAAUAUGGCGAAUGGCGAAAUGAACAAGGGCAAGGUUUACUAAAUUUGCAACAUCAAGGAGGCAAUCGCCAUGCUUCUGCUGCUAUAGCUAUGCGAGAGACUUUAUGUGAAUAUUUUAAUACCGUUGGAAGAGUGUCAUAG